AUGAGUAGAGGGCCGUUGCCCUCGGAGCUAUGUCUACUGUCUUCGCUGCCUAGCCGUAAGAUUGAUGACAAGGUGCGGUUCCUUGGUUGCGUCACUGCUUAUUCGACGAUCACCGCCUGCAUCACGCUAGGCCAUCUGUACCCCCGAGGCACCAAUGUCGCGGUGACGGUCAAUGUCGAGCUGCUGCUGGAGACGCUGGCGUCUGAGGCGACGCGCACUGGCGAAUGGGUCAACGUGAUUGGAUACGUCAAGGGUGUCGUCGGUCGCGAGGCGGCAGCAGUGCAGGCGCUGAUGGUCUGGCCGGCCGGGCCGAUGGACAUUCAGCAGUACGAGGCAGCGCUUGACAACGUGCAAGGCGGCGGCGGCGGCGGCGCUGAAAGGAGUUUGUGA
This is a messenger RNA of Akanthomyces muscarius, 390 nucleotides long. RefSeq lists its product as uncharacterized. The record is from RefSeq and is a predicted model, not a curated record. The coding region runs from base 1 to 390 and encodes 129 amino acids. NCBI's taxonomy places the organism in Eukaryota, Fungi, Ascomycota, Sordariomycetes, Hypocreales, Cordycipitaceae. Gene Ontology annotation, cellular component: CST complex. Gene Ontology annotation, biological process: telomere capping. The transcript has 2 exons. Gene Ontology annotation, molecular function: single-stranded telomeric DNA binding.